GCGUCGCGGCUUCGCAGUAGUUGUAGACGUCAGCAUGGACGGAAUGGAGUUCGACGCUCAACUGCAGCGAACCAAAACCGUCUGCAAAACGCUAAAGAAAGCUGACGCCACGUAUGUGCUGGUACUCACCAAGAUGGAGAGCGUGGUGCAGGAAUCAGUAGACAAGUUCCACCAGCUGAAGAAAAAGGAAAAAAUCGGCGCAGAUGUAAUCACUACUUCCUCCAUGUGCAACUACAACAUCGCUACAACGUUUCGUAUCAUCGCCGAAAAAAUUCUCAAGACAGUGUACGUCAAUAUACCCACGUUCGAGCAGGCUGCAGAGAACGAGCUCGCUGCAAAGACAAGCGCCAAACGGCUCUUCAGUACUUUCACCACGAAAUGGGUCCAGACAUCCUCGGAGCGAAUCGAGGAAAUCGAGCUAACAGAGCAGUACCGAGCUUGCAAGAGUGCAGUCGGCAAAUACGAGACUGACAGGAUCUUUGCGUUCAAGUUGCUCGAGGUGAAGAACUCUGAGAUGCUGGUUGGAGUCAACGAAGACCCGGACAGAAGGCGAGAGUAUCUGGAGGACUUCAUCCAGAUGCACCCUGACCUGAUGCUCUACCAGUCUCAGCUGUUGAGGAAAGUCGAAGAACACGUAGCAGACAGCUUGUUGGAGCAGCCAGCUAAAGAUACCCCCAGUCCUCAGAGAACU
Molecule: messenger RNA, 691 nt
Organism: Geodia barretti
Lineage: Eukaryota; Metazoa; Porifera; Demospongiae; Tetractinellida; Geodiidae
Source: the annotation of a GenBank genome assembly